This is a messenger RNA of Mandrillus leucophaeus (drill), 8623 nucleotides long. It is a transcript of the gene FYCO1, whose product is annotated as FYVE and coiled-coil domain containing 1. NCBI's taxonomy places the organism in Eukaryota, Metazoa, Chordata, Mammalia, Primates, Cercopithecidae. The coding region runs from base 217 to 4713 and encodes 1498 amino acids. The record is from RefSeq and is a predicted model, not a curated record. The transcript has 19 exons. Gene Ontology annotation, cellular component: late endosome; autophagosome; lysosome. Gene Ontology annotation, biological process: positive regulation of autophagosome maturation; plus-end-directed vesicle transport along microtubule. Gene Ontology annotation, molecular function: metal ion binding.
GUGUGCGUGUCAUGGCAGUCGGCAGCGCGGUCCCAUCCUCUUCCGCUUGGCCCCAGAAAGUUUCGGUUCUGCCCGGCGGAGGACCCACGAGCGCGUGCCACCAUGGAGUCUGACCAGUGCUAAGCAGACAGCCACGGAGGGCCGAAGUUCUGAGCCUUCCUCCUUCCUUCUCCGGACCCAAGCAGGAGACACACAGACAAGAAAGGCAAACUCACCAUGGCCUCCACCAAUGCAGAGAGCCAGCUCCAGAGAAUCAUCCGAGACUUGCAAGAUGCUGUGACAGAACUAAGCAAAGAAUUUCAGGAAGCGGGGGAACCCAUCACGGAUGACAGCACCAGCUUGCAUAAAUUUUCUUAUAAACUUGAGUAUCUCCUGCAAUUUGAUCAGAAAGAGAAGGCCACACUCCUGGGCAACAAGAAGGACUACUGGGAUUACUUCUGUGCCUGCCUGGCCAAGGUGAAAGGAGCCAAUGAUGGGAUCCGAUUUGUCAAGUCUAUCUCGGAGCUCCGAACAUCCUUGGGGAAAGGAAGAGCAUUUAUUCGCUACUCCUUGGUGCACCAGAGGUUGGCAGACACCUUACAGCAGUGCUUCAUGAACACCAAAGUGACCAGUGACUGGUACUACGCAAGAAGCCCCUUUCUGCAGCCAAAGCUGAGCUCGGACAUUGUGGGCCAACUGUAUGAGCUGACUGAGGUUCAGUUUGACCUGGCGUCGCGGGGCUAUGACUUGGAUGCUGCCUGGCCAACAUUUGCCAGGAGGACACUGGCCACCGGCUCUUCUGCUUACCUGUGGAAACCCCCUAGCCGCAGCUCCAGUAUGAGCAGUUUGGUGAGCAGCUACCUGCAGACUCAAGAGAUGGUGUCCAACUUUGACCUGAACAGCCCCCUAAACAACGAGGCAUUGGAGGGUUUUGAUGAGAUGCGACUAGAGCUGGACCAGUUGGAGGUGCGGGAGAAGCAGCUACAGGAGCGCAUGCAGCAGCUGGACAGAGAGAACCAGGAGCUGAGGGCAGCUGUCAGCCUACAAGAGGAGCAACUGCAGACAGAGAGGGAGAGGGGACGCACUGCAGCAGAGGACAACGUUCGCCUCACUUGCUUGGUGGCUGAGCUCCAGAAGCAGUGGGAGGUCACCCAGGCCACCCAGAACACUGUGAAGGAGCUGCAGACGUGCCUACAGGCCCUGGAGCUAGGAGCAGCAGAGAAGGAGGAGGACUACCACACAGCCCUGCGGCGGCUGGAGUCCAUGCUGCAGCCCUUGGCACAGGAGCUUAAGGCCACACGGGACUCACUGGGCCAGAAGAACCAGCAUUUAGCCAGCAUCCCAGACUGGCUAGCCAUGGCUCAGCAGAAGGCAGAUACAGCACCAGACACAAAGGGUCAGCAAGAACCUAUUCCCAGUGAUGCGGCCCGGGAGAUCCAGGAGCUAGGGGAGAAGCUUCGAGCCCUAGAAAGGGAGAGAACCAAGGUCGAGGAGGUCAACAGGCAGCAGAGUGCCCAGCUGGAGCAGCUGGUCAAGGAGCUGCAGCUGAAGGAGGAUGCCUGGGCCAGCCUGGAGCGCCUGGUGAAGGAGAUGGCCCCACUCCAGGAGGAGUUGUCUGGGAAGGGACAGGAGGCAGACCAGCUCUGGCAACGGCUACAGGAGUUGCUGGUGCACUCGAGCUCCCGGGAGCAGGAGCUAGCAGAGUUGAGGCGGGAGAAAAAACAGCAACAGGAGGAAAAGGAGCUGCUGGAGCAGGAGGUCAGGUCCCUGACCCGGCAGCUGCAGUUCCUGGAGACCCAGCUGGCACAGGUGAGCCAACAUGUGAGUGACCUGGAGGAGCAGAAGAAGCAGCUCAUCCAGGACAAAGACCACCUCAGCCAGAAGGUGGGUGCACUCGAGCGGCUUGCUGGGCAGCCCGGCCCAGAACUGCCAGUGGCAGGGGAAAAGAAUGAGGCCCUGGUCCCUGUGAACUCCAGUCUGCAAGAGGCCUGUGGGAAUCCAGAGGAGGAGCAGAGGGGCCUGCAGGAGGCACAGUUCGAUGAUACCAAGGUGCAGGAGGGCAGCCAGGAGGAAGAGCUCCGGCAGGCCAACAGGGAACUGGAGAAGGAGCUGCAGAAUGUGGUCGGGCGUAACCAGCUCCUGGAGGGCAAGCUGCAAGCCCUGCAGGCCGAUUACCAGGCUUUGCAGCAGCGGGAAGCAGCCAUCCAGGGCUCCUUGGCCUCCCUGGAGGCCGAGCAGGCCAGCAUCCGGCACUUGGGCGACCAGAUGGAGGCAAGCUUGCUGGCUGUAAGGAAGGCCAAGGAGGCCAUGAAAGCCAAGGUGGCAGAGAAGGAGGCCACUCUGCAGAGCAAGGAGGGUGAGUGCCAGCAGCUGCGGGAGGAGGUGGAGCAGUGCCGUCAACUGGCAGAGGCCCAGCACAGAGAGCUCAGGGCUCUCGAGAGCCAGUGCCAGCAGCAGACCCAGCUGAUUGAGGUCCUCACCGCAGAGAAAGGCCAACAGGGAGUUGGCCCACCCCCCGACGAUGAAGCCCGUGAGCUGGCUGCCCAGCUGGCCCUGUCUCAGGCGCAGCUGGAAGUCCAUCAGGGGGAGGCCCAACGGCUGCAGGCUCAGGUGGUGGACCUCCAGGCCAAGAUGCGGGCAGCCCUGGAUGACCAGGACAAGGUACAGAGCCAGCUAAGCAUGGCUGAGGCAGUCCUGAGGGAGCACAAGACCCUUGUGCAGCAGCUGAAGGAGCAGAAUGAAGCCCUUAACAGAGCCCAUGUCCAGGAGCUGCUGCAGUGCUCAGAGCGUGAAGGGGCGCUGCAGGAGGAGAGGACCAGUGAGGCCCAGCAGAGGGAGGAGGAGCUGCGGGCCCUGCAGGAGAAGUUGUCCCAGGCCAAAUACAGCUCCGAGGAAGCACAGCUGGAGCACGCUGAGCUGCAGGAGCAGCUGCACCGGGCCAACACGGACACAGCCGAGCUGGGCAUCCAGGUUUGCACACUGACCAUGGAAAAGGAGCAAGUGGAGAAGGCACUGGCCUGUGCUGUCCAGGAGCUCCAGGACGCCAAAGAGGCAGCCUCAAGGGAGCGAGAGGGCCUGGAGCGCCAAGUGGCUGGGCUGCAGCAAGAGAAGGAGAGCUUGCAGGAGAAGCUGAAGGCGGCCAAAGAAGCAGCCGACUCACUGCCUGGCCUGCAGGCCCAGCUCACCCAGGCCGAGCAGCGGGCCCAGAGCCUCCAAGAGGCUGCACGCCAGGAGCUCGACACCCUCAAGUUCCAGCUGAGUGCUGAAAUCAUGGACUACCAGGGCAGACUUAAGAAUGCUGGCGAGGAGUGCAGGAGCCUCAGGGGCCAGCUUGAGGAGCAAGGCCGGCAGCUGCAGGCUGCCGAGGAAGCUGUGGGGAAGCUGAAGGCCACCCAAGCAGACAUGGGAGAGAAGCUGAGCUGCACCAGCAACCAUCUUGCAGAGUGCCAGGCGGCCAUGCUGAGGAAGGACGAGGAGGGGGCUGCUUUGCGUGAAGACCUAGAAAGGACCCAGAAGGAACUCGAAAAAGCCACAACAAAAAUCCAAGAGUAUUACAACAAACUCUGCCAGGAGGUGACAAACCGCGAGAGGAAUGACCAGAAGAUGCUUGCUGACCUGGAUGACCUCAACAGAACCAAGAAGUAUCUCGAGGAGCGGCUGAUAGAGCUGCUCAGGGACAAGGAUGCUCUCUGGCAGAAGUCAGAUGCCCUGGAAUUCCAGCAGAAGCUCAGUGCUGAGGACAGGUGGCUCGGAGACACGGAGGCAAACCACUGCCUCGACUGCAAGCGGGAGUUCAGCUGGAUGAUGCGGCGGCACCACUGCAGGAUAUGUGGCCGCAUCUUCUGUUACUACUGCUGUAACAACUACGUCCUGAGCAAGCACAGUGGCAAAAAGGAGCGUUGCUGCCGAGCCUGUUUCCAGAAGCUCAGUGAAGGCCCUGGCUCCCCUGAUAGCGCUGGCUCAGGCACUAGCCAGGGAGAGCCCAGCCCUGCACUGUCACCAGCCUCACCUGGGCCCCAGGCCAUAGGAGGCCAAGGAGCAAAUACAGACUACAGGCCACCGGACGACGCUGUGUUUGAUAUCAUCACAGAUGAAGAAUUGUGCCAGAUACAGGAGUCUGGCUCCUCGUUGCCUGAAACACCCACUGAAACUGAUUCUCUUGACCCAAAUGUGGCUGAACAGGCAUCCGCCGGGGCCAGCAAGGGUCUGGGAAACCUGCUCUGUGAAUCAUCUGCUUACAGGGACACUACAUCAACCUCGCUAACGCCUGAGGACACUGAAGACAUGCCCGUGGGGCAGGAUGCGGAAAUCUGCCUGCUGAAGUCUGGAGAACUCAUGAUCAAAGUACCCCUCACAGUGGAUGAGAUUGCCAGCUUCGGGGAGGGUAGCAGGGAGCUGUUUGUGAGGUCCAGCACCUACAGCCUGAUCCCCAUCACUGUGGCCGAAGCAGGCCUCACCAUCAGCUGGGUCUUCUCUUCUGAUCCCAAGAGCAUCUCCUUCAGCGUGGUCUUCCAGGAGGCCGAGGACACACCGCUGGAUCAGUGUAAGGUCCUCAUUCCCACGACCCGAUGCAACUCCCACAAAGAGAACAUCCAGGGCCAGCUCAAGGUUCGCACGCCUGGCAUCUACAUGCUUAUCUUCGACAAUACCUUCUCAAGGUUUGUCUCUAAAAAGGUAUUUUAUCACUUGACGGUUGAUCGGCCUGUGAUCUACGAUGGAAGUGAUUUCCUGUAGCUUCAGCACGUCGGUAACUUCACUUCAUCCACAGGAAACACUACUCUUCCUCACCUGUCACAUAAAGCAUUUUUUCAAAACGUCAGCUGCUCCAAAAUCAUCAACUCUGCCCCUCUGGAAGAGAGGCCCCUGGGCUGCCCCUCAGAGGCAGCGUCCGGGGAGCACUUUGUGCUCAGCACUCUGCACCGGCCACUCUUAGCCCCCAAGGCUUUGAAGGGCUCAGGCAAUGUUUCCAUUAAGUAGAGACCCAGCUGUUCUCACACCCAAAGGGAUGCUCUGCCAGACGUUUAAACACCCAGGAGACCGUCAGCCUCUCCUGGGAGCACGGUUGGCGCUAGGCCUCCUGUGGAGAGUUUCACGGGUAGGGAUGAUCCCAACUUCUGCCUGUGGAGAGAUUUUCUGCCCUGCCCCACCAGGGUCCCGCAUCUUGGAGACCUGAGCUGGGUGCCCUGGCCAUGCCCUGUGGCUGUGACGCCCUCAGGUACUCCCGGGAAGAGGAGGCACACAGCCAUUGCGUGAGUCAGGGUGCCAGGGAACCCUCCUGAGAUCCUGACUAGCCUCCUCCAGUCAUGCUCUUGUCCCUCACUGCCCCAGUAAGCUGGAGGCUGCUCCAGAACUCAGCAGUGUUGGAGGGGCCUCUAAGCUGCACUCUCUUCCUGGCCCUUUUGUCUGGGUGAUUCUGUCCUCAAAGCCCUUCACUCAGCCAGGCCUCUCCACAGCUCAAAGCAUUGCCCUAAGAAUCAGAGGUAAAGAUAAUCCGAGAACAAACCCCACUGUACUGGGGGCCUGCGGUGGCUGUGUGUACACUACAUCUAAUGCCCAAAUGCCAGCCAGUGUGGAUGUCGUGACCACAGAGCAGGCUUGUGCAUUGGCUUUAGAGCUACUCCUCAGCUGAUGGCCCACGUUUGUUUAUAUAAAUAAGAGCUUCUGCCCCGCCUGCAGACGUGUUUACUAAUGAUCACAGCCAGGAUUAGAACCACUUUCAAACAUUGGGGCCUUCUUAACAAAAGUCUUUGAUAACUUAAAAACCAAAGUGACAGAGUAAACAGAGGCAUGAUGGAUCCCUGGGCCCCACUCCCCUCCUGACAGGUUCCCCGACAGCCCAUUUGCCAACUUCCCGCUGCUCAGCCCGCACCUGACCUCCAGGAGACAUUCCCCCCUUGAGGCAGAGAGAUCCUGUUGCCUGUUCCCAGACAAGAAUUAGUUAAUCUUCCCUGUUCUUUGUGGUCCUUUUCUUCUCCAACAACAGAUAGCUCACCUUGGACAGCUCUUUGUUCCUUGUUCAUGGAACCAGCUGCCCGCAGUCAGGCCCCAGGUUCUUCCCCGGGUGAACAGAACAUCUGACAAAGGUCCUACUUUGGAGGGGAGAGAGCCCCAGGCAGGCUAUCUGAGAAUCUGAGAGCUGGGCCCAGCAAUUCCUCCAGCUAGCCUUGUGACCCAAGUCCAGUCACACAUUUCCCAAAGUUUCUCUUUGUCAUAACCCUGGUCUGGCUGGUUUUGAGGGCUUGAGAAUGGGUCAGGAACUCCAGGCGAAGUCCAACAGAGACCCCAAACCCACCACACACCAGCAGCCACAGCCUCACCACCAGCAAAGAGGACUAUUGUGGGGCCACAGCUAAGGAGUCAUUUCUGGAAUGGACUCAGACCUUUAAACAGGAGAGUUGGGCACUUCAGUCAGUUGAAGCAAGGCAUGAGGAAUGGGGAAUAGAACCUUUCAAAGAGGUUACCCAGAGAAAAGCUGGGCCUCUUGCAUUUGGCUUUCUUGGAGCAGCCUCUUCCGGCAGAAAGCCAUCAGGUACUCAAUCAUCUUCCCCUGGCCAAGGCUCUGACCAUGUUUAAUAUUGGAAUAGAAGUGGCCAGGCCCCCAGCGACUCUUCUUGGCCUCAUGUUUGUCCUCACAGGCAUGCCACAUGGCCUGAGAUGAUUCAGAGCAAAUCAUGCUAACUUUGAAUCCAUCCAGCCUCUUGCAAAAGAUAAUCAGGAGUCAGCUUGUUCACUGUAAGAAAGAAACUAAUGAAAGAGAACCCAGAGCAAUCUAGAAUCUUUGAGUGCUUAGCUUUCUGAGGAUACUGCGGAGACUCUGGCCAAGCUGAUGACCUUCUGAAGUGUCAUUGGCACCAUAUGCAACAAGAACCACCAUUCAGUGAGUAGCUGACAGGUUUGGGGCCCGGGACAUUCCAUCUGAGGUCCUUUCUGAACAUGUCACUCACCACAGCAGAAGACCAGUUGCAGCUUACCCAGAACCACUCCUCCAGGAGAGCUGGGUGUCUCGUGCGCACCACCUUCAGCGCUGACUGCCAUUGUUCAAAGAAAGCCUUUGCUGCAUUCGGAGGACUGCCCCGUGCCCCGAGGUGACUUCCUAACUAUGUGGUUUCAUUAGCAAAUUUAUUUUUUGUGCUGGGUGGACAUUUGUAUUUUGUUAGGUUGCUGUUCAAGCUCAAGUUUGCUGUGCUCUCUGCAGCUACAGAACAUCUUGGCAUAUUUAAGAGUGGCUUUUAUAAAUAGCUUUAUUCUGAUUUUAAUCAGAUUCCCAACUUUACUGAGAAUUAAGGACUGGGGUACUUUUUAAAAAAUGCAAAUAACAAUUGAAGAAGCACUGCUGCAGGUGGUAGCCCUGGCUAGACUGAAUUACACUAGAAAUCAGCCAGAAGGAAGCAUCCUUGGGAUCCCAGAUCACUCUUUAAAAAAAAAAAAAGGGGGGGCAGGUGGGCAGCCCGUUGAUGGCUCAUCUCUCUGCAUAACAGUCACGUCUUCAUAUCGAUACCAGAUGCCUUCUUCAUCAUGCCACCGAAGCCACUCACCACCUUCAAGAACAUGCCAACCUCUGUCAGACGCACUUAGCCACAAACAAGGAGGCACGUUUGGCACAAAGUGUCCUCCAGGUCCAAGUGGACUCUACAGAGUGUUUGACCUCAACACACUGGACUCCAGGUGGGCUGGACCAAGAGCAGGCAAAGACACGGGAACUGAAAAACUCCACAGGGUUUGGAAAAUAGAAAUGAAAAGCCACAUCAUAUAACUCAAGAAUAAAUAGUGUUUUGGAAAUUUUAAAAUUAUCGUCUAAGGUGGUGAAACUAUUUCAGGCCCAAAGGAAAGGAAAUCCCCAUUUGGGGAUGAAAUCACAGAGCCUGUGUUUUGUAAUAUGGUUGGAUGUCCACUGAUGAAAUUUUAAAGAAGUUUCAUUUUUAAAAGUGUACCUGAUUUCAUUUUUUAAAGUGCACAUGAUUCUACAUGUGAGAAUUCUUUAGGCCAAGCAACUGUCCUUGGCUCAGAGGUGUUGGGAAUUAAAGCAGAGAGAAGCCAUUCGUGAUGCUGAGAACCAAGGAUGGUCAUGUACACAAAGACCAUGGAGACGGCCAUUCUUGUUUACAAAACACUUACCAAGAAAGCACUUUGUAGGGGAACCUUCGUAAGUUCUCAUUUCAUUACGUUUCUUCCAAGGAAACAGGAGAGACUGAAUUAAUAAUUCUCUCUUUCCUCUUAAGCACUUUUAAAAUAAUAAAGUACAUCCUGAAAUUUUAGGAGGCAUCUCUGAUUUAAAAAAAAAAGAAAAGAAAAGGACAAAAAAGAAAGGCUGCUUGACAUAUGUUAUCCAGAGACACUCUGCCUCUGGUGGCUGCAGAGCAACUCCCAAGCCUCAUUUGGAAGGCUUAACAUUUGGAAUUGCACUUUAAUUGAUUAAUCCUCAAUUCAUGUGGCCUUACGGGAUGGUGGGUCUGGGACCCCAAUUCAUUCUUAUCUGCCAAAGAAUUAUCUAGAAGCACAUCAAACACCAGCACCCCACCUGCACAAUGGGGGUGGAAAACUUUUGUAUCCCUAAGCAUAUUAUUUUAUAGUGUCUGCCAUGCCAUGUGGAAAUACUUUAUUUUUUAACCUCAGGAUUUAAAUAAAGUAAACACUAUGACAUUUA